This is a messenger RNA of Peromyscus californicus insignis, 3584 nucleotides long. It is a transcript of the gene Trim50, whose product is annotated as tripartite motif containing 50. Bases 205 to 1656 code for a protein of 483 amino acids. The record is from RefSeq and is a predicted model, not a curated record. Gene Ontology annotation, molecular function: zinc ion binding; protein binding. NCBI's taxonomy places the organism in Eukaryota, Metazoa, Chordata, Mammalia, Rodentia, Cricetidae. The transcript has 6 exons.
UUUUUUCCAUUUAAGUCCUUUUUUUUUUCUGGAUGGGGAAACUGAGGUUCAGGGUCAUAGUAGGUUAAGAUCAGAAUCCAGGGCUGGCAUCCUUCUCCCUAAGUUUCCAGCAUCCCUUGGGUUGGGGGCAGAAACGACAAGGGGAGGAAGUGGCAGGAUAGAAGACUGACUGAUGUCACCUGUGUUGCAGCUGAGCCUGCGUGCAUGGCUUGGCGCGUGGCUGUGCCGGAGCUACAGGACCAACUACAGUGCCCCAUUUGCCUGGAGGUCUUCAAGGAGCCUCUGAUGCUACAGUGCGGCCACUCCUACUGCAAAGACUGCCUGGACUCCUUGUCCCAACACCUGGACUCCGAGCUGCGCUGUCCCGUGUGUCGUCAGUGGGUAGACUACAGCAACUCCCCACCUAAUGUCUCCUUGGCACGGGUGAUCGAUGCUCUGAGGCUCCCGGGGGACACAGAGCCCACCAUUUGCGUGCACCACCGAAACCCUCUCAGCCUCUUCUGCGAGAAAGACCAGGAGUUCAUCUGCGGUCUCUGCGGCCUGCUGGGCUCCCACCAACACCACCGAGUCACACCAGUCUCCACCGUCUACAGCCGCAUGAAGGAAGAACUCGCAGGCCGCAUAUCCGAGCUGAAGGAGGAGCAGAGGAAAGUGGAGGAACACAUUGGCAAACUGGUGAACAACAGGACCCGGAUUAUCAAUGAGUCCGAUGUCUUCAGCUGGGUGAUCCGCAGAGAGUUCCAGGAGCUGCAUCACCUGGUGGAUGAAGAGAAGGCCCGCUGCCUGGAGGGGGUAGAAGGUCACACACGUGGCCUGGUGGCCUCCCUGGACAUGCAGCUGGAGCAGGCCCAGGGUACUCAGGAGCGACUGACCCAGGCCAAGCAGGUGCUGGAGCAGUUCAGUAAUGAGAGUCACCAUGAGUUCAUCCGGUUCCACGCCAUGGCCUCCAGGGCAGAGGUCCAGCAGGCUCGGCCUUUGGAAGGAGCGUUCAGCCCAAUAUCCUUCAAGCCAGGUCUCCACCAGGCCGACAUCAAACUGACUGUGUGGAAGAGACUCUUCCGGAAAGUUCUGCCAGCUCCAGAAUCUCUCAAGCUGGAUCCAGCUACUGCCCACCCUCUCCUGGAGCUCUCCAAAGGCAACACAGUGGUACAGUGUGGCCUCCUCGCCCAGAGACGGGCCAGCCAGCCUGAGCGCUUCGACUACAGCACCUGUGUCCUGGCCAGCAAGGGCUUCUCUUGGGGUCGCCACUACUGGGAGGUGGUGGUGGGUAGCAAGAGUGACUGGCGCCUGGGAGUCAUCAAGGGCACAGCCAGCCGCAAGGGCAAGCUGAGCAAGUCCCCAGAGCACGGCGUAUGGCUGAUAGGCCUGAAAGAGGGCCGCGUGUAUGAGGCUUUUGGCUGCCCACGGCUGCCGCUGCCUGUGGCUGGCCACCCCCAUCGCAUCGGUGUCUACUUACACUAUGAGCAGGGUGAACUCACUUUCUUCGACGCCGACCGCCCCGAUGACCUGCGGAUACUCUACACCUUCCAGGCUGACUUCCAGGGCAAGCUGUACCCCAUCCUGGACACAUGCUGGCAUGAGAGGGGCAGUAACUCACUGCCCAUGGUACUGCCCGCACCCAGUGGGUCUGGACACCUCACACCCGUACAGCUAUAGGCUGCCCUGAUGCGGUCUGCCCGUUGGCCCAUCCUGCUAGACACAGGAAUUUGAGGGGUUCUGCUGGUCUUAAAGUUUGGACUGCUUGAGAAGUUUCUUCACACCUGCACAUCCCUGAAACAUUUCUAGCAGGGAAUAUAGGCCCCUCCCCACCACCUAGGGUAUGUGUAUUACCUUCUAUCUUCCCAGGUCCUUUAUCUACUCAACCUGAGCAACCCUGUCCCUCCCAACUCUUCCAGCAGAGAGCAGAAACAGUCCUACACAUACUGAAUUCUUAUCAUUGGACCCUUCAAACACCUAUUAAAAACAAUAAAUUUGACAUUUUUCUCAUUAUUACUAUUACUUCGGCACCAAGAUGAAAGGUAUUUGGACCUCAAUAUUAGGUUUCUCCCCCAACACAGUAAGCUAGAUCAAACUGAAUUAAAAAGACCAGGCAAAGCUCUCCCAGGUGGCCUUUCUAGCCCCCAUAGGUGAGGCAGGGGAAGGGAGCAGGUGAAAUCACUUGGCUGAGCUAGAGGAGGGGGCUUAAAUACCCUGUAGGCAUGGUCUUGAGCAGCUUACAGCUUUGGGGGAGGAGCCUGGACUUCAGGCAAUCUUUCUGAGAGGGCAGGGUUUGGAAUGGGGCCAAGCUGGAGAUUCCAGCCAAAAAAUUACUGUUUUUAAUAUUUUCGUUUUAGUUAGGUGUAUGUUUGGGGGUGCUGUGCCCACAGAGAUCAGAAAAGGUUACAGGAUCCCUUGGAGCUGGAGUUACAAAGGGUUGUGAGCUGCCUAACGGGUUCUGGGAACAGUAUGUGCUCUUAACGGCUGUACCAUCUCUCUUAGCCCCAGCUAAGACUAUUAUCUUGAGACAGAGUCUCAUGUAGCCCAGGCUGGCCUGAACUGGCUAGCCAAAGAUUACCUUGAACUUUUUUUGUUUGUUUGUUUUUCUGUGUAGCUUUGAGACAGGGUUUCUCUGUGUAGCUUUGCGCCUUUCCUGGAACUCACUCUGUAGUCCAGGUGGGCCUUGAACUCACAAAGAUCCACCUGCCUCUGCCUCCCGAGUGCUGGGAUUAAAGGCGUGUGCCAUCACCGCCCGGCUAGAUUACCUUGAACUCUUGAUCCUCCUGCCUGAGUGCUGGGGUACGGAAGUGUGCCAUUAUGCCUGGCUUAAUUCAGUGGAGGGACUGGAACUAAGGGCUUUCAGCCUCUUGGCAAGCACUCUUCUGAGUUACGUCAGCAUCCCUCCUCCUCCUCAUCACCAAUGUUGAGGAUUGAUCCCAGAGAUCUGCACAUGCUAGGCUCUACUUCCAGCAGUAAUCUUUGCCCUAUUAAAAACAUACUGUUUCCAGGAAAGGCGCAAAGCUACACAGAGAAACCCUGUCUCGAAAAACAAACAAACAAACACACUGUUUAAUAGUCUAGUCUAUUUUUUGCAGUGCUGAGGAUGGAAUCCCAGAGCGCCACAUUUACUAGGUGGACGCUCACACAGAACCACAUCUCCAACCCCACAUCAGUGGAUUGAGGCCGGUAAUCUACUUCUGAGCCACACCCCCAACCCCUCAACUGGGGUAUUCUAGGCAGGUGUUGUACCACCGAACCACGCCCUCAGCCCCUGACUGGGGGAUUCUAGGCAAAUACUUUACCACUGAGCAAUACUUCCAGCCUCUCAGUAGAGGCAUCUAGGCUGUGCUUUAUGACUGAGUCUUUCAUCUUAUCAUUGGAGGAGGCUGAGGCAGGACGGCGAGUCUGGGGUACAUUUUGUGUCCCAGAGUAAAAAACUAUCAAGCAGGCCGGGUGGUGGUGGCGCACACCUUUAAUUCCAGCACUCGGGAGGCAGAGCCAGGCAGAUCUCUGUGAGUUCAAGGCCAGCUUGGUCUACAGAGCGAGAUCCAGGACAGGCACCAAAACGACACAGAGAAACCCUGUCUCGAAAAAAAAAAAAAAAACCC